AUGAUGAGAACACCAAGCAUUGAUGAAAGUGGUAUGAAGAAGGGGCCUUGGAGCCAAGAAGAGGAUAAGGUAUUAGUGGAUUACAUUCAGAAACAUGGUCAUGGGAGUUGGAGAGCCCUUCCUCAGCUUGCAGGGUUGAACAGGUGUGGAAAGAGUUGCAGGCUAAGGUGGACUAAUUAUCUGAGGCCUGAUAUCAAGAGGGGGAAAUUCUCUGAUGAAGAGGAGCAACUCAUCAUCAAUCUACAUGCAUCUCUUGGCAAUAAAUGGGCAACUAUAGCAUCUCAUCUUCCAGGGAGGACUGAUAAUGAGAUUAAGAAUUUAUGGAACACCCAUUUGAAGAAAAAGCUUCUGCAAAUGGGGUUAGACCCAGUGACUCACUGUCCAAGAUCAGAUCACAUGAACAUUCUCAGCAAUCUUCAACAGAUAUUGGCUGCUGCAAACAUUGUCAGCAGUUUCACAAACCCUUGUGACAUGAUCCAUGCUCUGAUGCUCCACUCAGAUGCCACAAAUCUUGCCAAACUCCACUUGCUGCAGAACAUGCUUCAAAACAACAAUUUCCAAAACAUUUACAAUGGUUCUGUUGCUUUUCCUUCUUUGCAUCAAAUUCAGCCCAGUUUCCAAAACUUUGAAGCCCCUCAACACUUGAGUGGUGGCAGAGAUGAUAUUAGUAAUUACAGGGAAUGUCUAAAGUUUGAUGAACAACUUGGUUUGUCGAACAUUGCUGACCCAACACCAUCAAAUUCCCUUCCAAAGCUGGUUUCAGCUUCACCUGAAUGUUCCCCAGUUAAUCAAGAAGAAAACAUGGCAAACCAUAAGGAAUGGUCUAACUUCGACCCUUCUUCCACCGCCUUUGAGACUUGGGGAGAAUUCAUGAGUGAAGAUACAAGCGAAACUUAUUGGAAAGAUUUCAUGGAGCAACAUUCUAACCAGCCUUGGUCGACAGUCCCAUGAAAGAUCACUGCAUUUGAGGGUUAUAUUAUGCCAGCAAUAAUGGGAAGCUACUUAGUUUUCCAAAUAAUCAAUUCUAACGCCUAGAAGCUACCUACAUAAGUUUCUGCCCAUAACUGAUUUUGACUUUUGCAACGAAGGAUUUCUGAACAUAAACAUAAGAAGGCACCAUAUGGUAUAUUAAAAUAUGAACUUUACACCAUGGAGAUUGUAAUUAAUAUCACAGGCCACAUAUCACCCUAUGAUGUUCACAUUCUUGUAUAAAAUGCAGUAGCAGGCUUUCCUUCUUAAAUGCAGUCUUUAUAUGUUUACAAAACUUAUGUGUGAAUGGUUGGAACUGAGACAUGAUUAAGAAGAUGCUUGAAAUCCACUUGUGUCUCGGCUUCUUUUUUCCACAUAGAGACCUCAGUUGAAACUUAAAGAAUGGGCAAAAGUAAGUGAAUAUACUUGUACUGAAGACAUUAAAAUAUAUGUUCUUCAUCAAAAAGUUACUUGGACCAGAAAGAUGAAACAAACUCAAGUCCAACUUGUAUAACAAUGCCCUUAGACUAUUUGUUUAUGCAAUAAUUUCCACCUAGCUUGACAAUAAAUAAGCAACAACGAAAAUCAAAUGGUAUAAUUUACUCAAAAAGUGAAGUUAGUGUGUUCUUCUUUCAAUAACUUAUUCAUAGUCUAUCUUUUGAUACAAAGUCAAGUGUUUUUGUUACCGGUUAGGUAAGACUACUUCUUUUCAUUUGGACCCUACAAAGAAGGCAAAUAGAUUGAAUAGUUUCUGAAAAUAAAACUAAAAAAAUUUGCUAUUACUAUUAUUAUUAUUAUUUCUACCACUUGUUCUGUUUCGGUUUAUGCUACUACCACGGCUGCUACUGCUACUACUAUUAUUAUUAGGAGCACACUUAUGGCGCACCCAAGCACUACUCCAUAGAAGGUUUAGGUUCCUCUGUUUUCAAUUCAAUGCAAUGCUUUAUCUCAGAUAAUUUUUCUUGCAAAAUAAUCAAAUUUUUAGAAGCACA
Messenger RNA from Lotus japonicus, 1961 nucleotides. RefSeq names its product transcription factor MYB53-like. The coding region runs from base 1 to 951 and encodes 316 amino acids. NCBI's taxonomy places the organism in Eukaryota, Viridiplantae, Streptophyta, Magnoliopsida, Fabales, Fabaceae. The record is from RefSeq and is a predicted model, not a curated record. The transcript is spliced from 3 exons.